GGGAAGACUGUUCAUCGCUGCUGUGGGGGCCGCCUUCUGAGGGCGCCGGGGCUAGGGGGCCGCUCUCGGGCUUCUUCGCGGCACGGGGGUCCGGCGAGCGGCGCGCGGAGGUCCAUUUCCCAGACGAGCACGGCGAGGCCCGGGCCACGAUGGACUUCCCCGGCUCCCUCCGCCCCACGUUGUUUAGGACCGGCCUCCUUGGUCUGAGCAAUGUCCCUGACAUGUCCUUCAUGUGCAGCUGGAGAGACGCACUGACCCUGCCAGAGUCCCUGCCCCAGAACUCUGAGAAUGGGGCGCCGCACAUGGCCAAAGGCCUGCUCUGGGAGCCGGAGACCCCUGGGCCCCUUCCCUUGCUGCCUCCUGGUCCCGAUCCCUGGCACCCGGGUCUGACUGCCCAGGACCUGCUUUUCCGGGGAGGUCACCCGUUCCGCAGACAGCCCCGAGUUGUGCUGGAUGUUACUGAACAGCUCAGCCGGUUCCUGUGGGACCAUGGGGACAUAGCCUUUGCACCCCUGGGGAAGCUGAUGCUGGAGAAUUUCAAACUGGAGGGAGCACGAAGCCGCUCUAAGAAGAAGACAGUGGUCAGUGUGAAGAGGCUACUCCAGGACCUCGGUGGACACCAGCCCUGGGGGCAAGUGGCUAAACUCCAACUCCACUACCUAAGAAGAAAAGGGACUUUAAGUUCAUGGACUACAGGCAUGGUUGCAUCCAGGUGUCCCUGGGCUUGCCUCAGCCACCGGCAGCGGCGGUUCUCCAUCCUCGGGGGCCCGAUCCUGGGCAAGUCAGUGGCGAACCUCCUGGGGGAGCUGCUGUACGAGGAGCUGGUGAUGCGGUGGCAGCAGCUGCUCCUGGACGAUGCUUUCACUGGGGGCGCGUUGGCCUGGGUGCCUGGAAGGACGCCCCGGGUGGGGCAGCUGGUCUACCCUGCGGGAGGCACCCUGGACAAGCUGUAUUUCCAAGAGGUCAGUCUGACCCCAGCUGGUGACCCCUGGGUCCUCGGGGACCCUGGCCACAUCCGGCUCCGAGGACCUGUCCGGCAAGUGGUGACCCGCACUGUGCAGGGAGAAUCUCUGCUAGCCGUCCGCUCUGACUACCACUGUGCCCUGUGGAAGGUCAGUAAGCAGGGGCGGCCGGCCCCUCUCCAGGUGCUGCAGGUCGAGAAGGGGGCCACAGGGAUCAGCCUCAGCCCUCACCUGCCCAGGGAGCUGGCCGUCUGCAGCCGUUCGGGAGCCAUCUGUCUGUGGACCCCCCAGGAUGGGCUGCGGCGAGUCUACAAGGACCCUGAGACCCUUGUGUUCCGGGACCCCUCUCCCUGGCGCUGGGCAGACUUCACUGCCCACCCUCGGGUGCUGACUGUGGGUGACCGCACUGGAGUGAAAAUUAUCGACACUCAGGGCCCGCCGGGCUGCGGUCUGCUGCUUUUUCGUGGAGGGGCGGAGGCAUCAUGCCAGAAAGGGGAACGUGUCCUGCUGACCCAGUACCUGGGAGAGGGCAGCCCCGAGUCUCUGCAUUCCACGCUCCAUCUCAUCUGUACCCAGUUCUCGCUCUACCUGGUGGAUGAGCGCCUCCCCUUGGUGCCGAUGCUGAAAUGGAACCACGGCCUUCCGUCUGCUCCCCUUCUGGCCCGGCUGCUGCCUCCACCCUGCCCCGGUUGCCCGCGGCCGCUGCUCCUGGGAGGCCAGGGCGGGCAGCUGCAACUGCUGCACAUCACAGGAGAGGAGGCCUCCACACCCCGGCUGGCAGGGCCCCCCCAGUCUCUCCCUUCCAGGAGCGAUUCCCUCUCUGCAUUCCCCCUGCUGGAGCCCAAGAGUCAGUGGCGGCUGCAAGAGCGUCUGAAAGCGCCAACCAUAGGUCUGGCUGCCGCCAUCCAGCCCUGUGCCUCCAAGCCAGUUCUGUCGCUCUUCCAACUCUCGGCGGCUGGAGAUGUCUUCCACCAGUGCCUCCACCUCCAGGCAGACCCUGGGCCCCCCGGUGACCCUGGCCCCGACUCCUGUGCCCCCACAGCUUCCUGGACCCCCCAGGCCACUGCCUGCUGCAGCCGGUGGCUUAAGGCCUUGCUGGAGGUGCCCCCCGCUCCCCCUGUGUGGGCUGCACCCACCUUUUCCCACCGCCAUCUGCUGGCCUGUGUGGAGCAGAGAAAGGUUGAGGGGAAAGUUCCAGAGGGUCUCCGGGCAGCCAUGGCCCAAGGGCGGCUCCUGCAGCAGAGGGACCUGGUCUCGCUCCCCACGGCAGAGCCGCCCCCCGCCCCCGAGCCAGGCCCUGAGGACGAGCUCAGUGAGCGCCUGGAGGCAGCCUGGGAAGGCCGGGCGGCUGCCUGGUGGGAGAGGCAGCAGGGCAGGAGCUCGGGGCCCGGGAAACAGCCCAAGCGGCACAAGCGCCGUACACAGCUGUCCAGCACCUUCUCCUCGCUCAGCGGCCGCCUGGAGCUCUCGGACGCCACCAGCCCUCCUCACAGCCCAGACUCUGAGGCCAGGCCUCGGCCUCCGGUGACCCCGCCCUCCCAGGAGCUGACCCAGGAGCACUGGGCCCAGGGUGUCCCCUCCGAGCGGCAGCAGACCCUCCGGGACUAUAUGGCCAAGCUGCCACUCCGAGAGGACGCCCCAGGAGGUGCCUCUGUGCCCCCCUCCCAGACCUCCAGCCUCCGGGCCACCCCCUCCAGGCAGCGGACCCUCCGGGACUGCGCUGCCAAGCUGCCACUCCAAAGGGACACCCCGGAAGGUGCCUCUGUGCCCUCUUCCCAGACCUCCAGCCUCCGGGCCACUCCCUCCAGGCAGCAGACGCCCAUCCUCUCUGGCUCUCAGCCGCACCGAAAGAAACCCCGCAUGGGCUUCUGAGGGCCCAGGGAAGCUGCUCCUCCUCCUCUGGGGAGCCCUUCGUCCUGCACCAGCUGUGCCUUCUGUGACUGAAACUUAGGACAUAAAAAGAGAACAGUCUCCAGGGUGCAGAUCUUUCUACUGUGUGAAGGCCGUCGUGCCUGUGAGGGACAUCCAGAAACGACGUGGAGCUGAUUCAGAGGACCAGGGACAACAGUGUGACCGUUGCUCUCGUUGUUUGUACUUUUGCCUGAAGAUGCUUCCAAAGGGAUGUUGCAAAGGCCCUAGCAGUCCUGUCCUCAAGGCCAGUGUUGUGGGUUCCCUGCAGGGAACUGCAGGGUGGUGCUUGAAAGCAGGGGCUCACUGCACACUAGUCGGGCCUCUGUCCCCCGGUGACGUCAGGGUGACAGUGCUAGCUCCUCGCCGUGGCCGGGGACGUAUAACGAGACACCGAAGAGCUGCUGGUCCCGGCGCUCGGGGGGUGUCAGUAGCUGCUAGUGGUUGGUCUGUGUGUGUUAAGCAGUGUCUACUGUGAUCUAAUGUUUUGUAGAGGGAGACGCUGUGGACCCACAUUCAGGGACUAAAUAAACUUGUCAGCUGAG
This is a messenger RNA of Diceros bicornis minor, 3415 nucleotides long. It is a transcript of the gene TAF1C, whose product is annotated as TATA-box binding protein associated factor, RNA polymerase I subunit C. The coding region runs from base 150 to 2834 and encodes 894 amino acids. Gene Ontology annotation, biological process: transcription by RNA polymerase I. The transcript is spliced from 16 exons. The record is from RefSeq and is a predicted model, not a curated record. Gene Ontology annotation, molecular function: protein binding; RNA polymerase I core promoter sequence-specific DNA binding. Lineage: Eukaryota; Metazoa; Chordata; Mammalia; Perissodactyla; Rhinocerotidae. Gene Ontology annotation, cellular component: fibrillar center.